This is a messenger RNA of Aspergillus alliaceus, 2220 nucleotides long. RefSeq names its product DNA-directed DNA polymerase alpha subunit POL12. The coding region runs from base 46 to 2016 and encodes 656 amino acids. Gene Ontology annotation, molecular function: DNA binding. Gene Ontology annotation, biological process: DNA replication; DNA replication initiation. Gene Ontology annotation, cellular component: alpha DNA polymerase:primase complex. The transcript is spliced from 4 exons. The record is from RefSeq and is a predicted model, not a curated record. Lineage: Eukaryota; Fungi; Ascomycota; Eurotiomycetes; Eurotiales; Aspergillaceae.
UUACCAAUUGAACCACGACGCAAUUGAAACGGGCUUAUUAUCGCCAUGGAGGACGUUGUUGGAGAGCUGAAUGAGCUCUUCGCAUCUUCCACUCCCGAUGGACUCCCGAAGGACGUCCUUGCCGAGCUUCAAUCCAUUCUACGAGUCCACUCUAUAACCCCGCAAGAGCUGUUUUACAAAUGGGAGUCAUUUUGCUUGAAAAUGGGGUCGGAGGAGACCAAGCUGAACCUGGAAACGGUGAGGCUUUUCAAACGUGAUGUUCAGGAGAUUUUGGAGCGAGAAAUUCGCAGCAAGUCUGGCCGACAAACCGAGAAAAGAAACAUGCCGACCGCUACCCCGCGCGCUGCUGCAACAACCGACGUUUUUGGCAUGCUGGAUGGGUUGACUCCAAAGGCGCACCACGGUCGAACGCCAAACUCAGCGAAACGGAAGGCGGACUUUGCUUCACCCUCUACGUCUAAAGUUGGAAAGGUUGGCGAGUCUCCCAUGGGAACUAGGGCUUUACGGACUAUGAAUGGAGGUGUUGCAAGUGAUGGAGUGCAGUCUGUCUCCUUCUCUGAGCGCCAGAAUCCAGGCCAGACACUUGAGACUAUCAAUGAGCACUUAUCAGGACCAGAGACUCCUAUGGCUCCCUUUUCAGAGGCUCGGAUACGGCCCACUGCAAACACGGAUCUGAAGAAGUUCGGGUACAAGCCCAUGGCAAUGCGACUGUCUGAAGCAUCCGAGAUUCUCGAUGACCGCAUUGACGAGUUUAUGACAUUGUUCCAGAAGGAAUACGAGACAGAGGACCUCCCAUUUGGCAGUGCGGCCACCCAGAGUACUAGCGAGAUCGUUGCUGUUGGGCGUAUCGCGUCGGAUAGCAUGGAAGGAAAACUUAACCCAGCAUCUCUUGUACUGGAGACAUCGAGACGGACAGGAGCUGGAUUGCGCGUACCUCUGAAAGUAGACAAUCUACCGGCAGUGAGCUUCUUUCCGGGACAAAUUGUCGCCCUACGAGGCAUCAAUGCAUCGGGGGACUACUUCUCGGUCAAGGAAGUUCUUUCCGCCCCUCUCUUACCGCCGGCAGCAUCAUCUGUACCUAUCAUGGAAGGCAUUAAUGAACGAAUGGAGGAGACCGGCUCUUCUCCUUUGAAUGUAAUGAUCUCCUCGGGCCCGUACACAGCCGACGACAAUCUAGAUUUCGAGCCGCUCAACGAGAUAUGCCAGAAAGCGGCUGAGAACUACGCGGAUAGUCUCAUACUUAUGGGUCCAUUUUUAGAUAUCGAACAUCCACUGCUAGCAUCGGGAGACUUUGACCUACCCGAAUCGAACGGAUACGACCCAGACACAGCCACCUUGGCCACCGUAUUCCGGCAUUGCAUUACGGCCCCUCUGCAGAGAUUAGUCGCAGCAGUGCCUAGCAUUACGAUUGUGAUGGUUCCUUCCGUCCGUGACGCAGUGAGCAAGCACGUCUCCUGGCCGCAAGAGCAGCUACCGAAGAAGGAGCUCGGCUUGCCCAAGCAAGUGCGCAUGGUGUCUAACCCAGUGACUUUAUCCUUGAAUGAGGCCGUCAUUGGCAUGUGCUCGCACGACGUACUAUACGAGCUGCGGAGAGAGGAGGCUUUGCACGGCAAACCCAAAGAAGGCAACAUCUUGACCCGGUUGUCGAAGCAUCUCAUCGAGCAAAGACAUUUCUCCCCCGUCUUCCCGCCGUCGUCGCGAUACGCUCUCCCCAAGUCAGGGACCGAGGACGGCCUCCCCACGGGCGCCACGCUCGACGUCAGCUACAUGAAGCUAGGCGAGUGGUGGAACGUCCGACCAGACGUCCUGAUCGUCCCCAGUAUGCUCCCACCAUUCGUCAAAGUAGUGGAUAGCGUCCUGGUAAUCAACCCCGGCACCCUCUCCAAACGCCGAGCAGCAGGAACAUACGCACAAAUGGCAAUCCACCCCCGGGUAAUCGCCCCAGAAGAACGCGACCAAAAACACAUCAGCCACAAAAUCUACGAACGUGCACGGGUGGACGUGAUCCGCAUCUAAUCAGAUUUACCUUUCUUAACUAGAUAUACCACACGUCGGGCUUAAUAAUGAUAACGAACAAAGUACAUCCACACACACCAUCCAAAUCACAUAAACCAUACACCCCAUUAACCCCAUAAUCUAAAAGAGAAGGACCCAACCCAAACACCCCCAACCCCAAACUAAAUCAAAGAAUCAAGAGCAGAAAAAAUCAUCACCUCAAAC